AAGCACCAUACUUAUUUUCUAAAAACAUACCGAGACCGGAUGAUUACAAAAAGUCACGUAUUGCACGUCCUUGCACGUGUGUAAAAAUGACAUCAACAUGAAUAUUUCCGUUAUUGUUUGACAGAGAGUGAAGAGAACAACAUGGUGUACGUGAUGAGGCUCAUGCUGCUGUGUUUUUGCUUCGUGUGUUUGCAAGAUAAAGUCCUGCUCGACGCACAGAAACACAACAAAAGUGGGGCGUUGCACCGGUGUUUUUGCGAGCUGGAUGGCCAAGUGGAUGAUUGCAAUUGUAAAGUGGAAUCAGUCGCCGACUUCAAUAACCUCAAAAUCUACGAGAGACUGCGAACCCUCCUGACCCGAAACUUCUUCAAAUUCUUCAAGGUGAACCUUGACAAGACGUGUCCCUUCUGGCCCGACGAUGGGUCCUGUGCUCUAGAGAGCUGUGCUGUCUGCCCGUGCCCAGAUGACCAAGUACCCUGUGGUCUGAAAGACAAAGAAGAAAUAUCUCAUGGAAAAGAAAAGUACUUAAAGGAGCCGGAAGCAGGGGGGAAUGCUGAUGGGUCAUGUGACUCGCGGAGCGAUGAGGAAAUCCGUCUGAGUGCCCUAGACACCACCAUCAGCAAGGAGAGCGAGGCUGCCUUCAAGACGUGGAUGGAGCACGACGACAACUCUGCAGAUUUCUGUGAGCUAGAUGAUGAACAGUCGGUUGGCAUGCAGUACGUAGACAUGACCCUAAACCCAGAGAGAUAUACUGGCUACAAAGGGGAGUCAGCCUGGCGGAUCUGGAACAGCAUUUACAAUGAGAACUGUUUCAAACCCGACCAACCUGCCAACUCGGAGGGGUACAAGUCGCUGCUCACAGACAAGUCUGUCCGAGAAAUGUGUCUGGAAAAGAGGGUGUUUUAUCGGCUUGUAUCAGGUCUCCAUAGCAGUAUCAACAUACAUCUCUGUGCUAAUUAUCUCUUAUCUGGUGGACUAUUUGGGGUGGAAACCUGGGGGCUCAACGUGAAUGAGUUCAAGAAGAGAUUUGACCCCGAGACCACAGACGGAGAGGGCCCGAUACGACUAAAGAAUCUGUACUUCACCUAUCUUGUGGUACUGCGAGCUAUCGCAAAGGCUGCCCCGUUGUUUGAACAAGAGACGUUUUAUACUGGUGAAGAUAAAGAAGAUGAACGGUUACAAGAUGAUGUCAUAGAUGUCCUGCACACUAUUAAACAGUUCUCCAAUCACUUCAAUGAGAGUACUAUGUUUCAGGGAGACAAGCUGCAGGCCAAGAGGUUGAAGGACGAAUUUCGGAAUCACUUCUUGAAUAUCUCACGCAUCAUGGACUGCGUCGGCUGUGACAAGUGCAAACUGUGGGGCAAACUGCAAAUCCAAGGAUUAGGAACUGCUCUGAAGAUUCUCUUUUCAAGUCCGGAAAGUCUCAGCUUGCGUCGUCAGGAAAUUGUGGCCCUAUUUAAUGGAUUCGGCAGACUCUCAAGCAGCAUUUACGAGGUUCGAGAAUUCCAGGCAUUGCUCAGUGGAGACACAGCAGACAAGGAAAAGAUGCCCUCCUCAAAGUCUCCUUUCCUCUGAUGCAAACUUCUUUGAAAUACGUCACUGUGAAAUUCCUUAUAAAAAUGAACUGUUGCAAUGCGGGACAUAUUUUUUAACACCUAAGAGAGUCAUGGCACACAGGGCAAAGGGUACCAUACGUAACCUUUCCGCAUUACCAAUAUCACAUUCGCUUUUAACAAACCUAAAAGGUGACCGUUUUACUGUAAACAAAAAGUAUGAAAGCUUUUGUAAAAUGUUACAUCCCAACUGAAGCCACCAUCCCAACUAUAGUUGAGACUGACCGAACUAUAUAUUGGGGCUAUUCUAACUGUAGUUGGGACAGUCCCAACUAUAGUUAGGUCCAUUGCUAUAGUUGGGGUGUAACGCAAAACAUUAUUAAAGUCAGUCGGGUAUUUCCAUUGCGUGUGCCCACAUCAUCUUUGGCAUUUUCCUUUUUGGGAUUCGCAGUUUGCCUUAUGCAUGCAUUUUAUUAUUUUAUUAAUCAUUUCUUGCAAUGAAACCCACAGGAUUCCUUAAAAGCGCCCUAGGCACUGUAGCUCGCAAGCGUGAAGAAACCUGUAGAGAGGAGACAAUGAGAAGAAAUUACAGUUUUUAGAGGUGGG
Messenger RNA from Patiria miniata (bat star), 2159 nucleotides. Its product is annotated as ERO1-like protein beta. The record is from RefSeq and is a predicted model, not a curated record. The transcript is spliced from 13 exons. Gene Ontology annotation, molecular function: protein-disulfide reductase activity; thiol oxidase activity; FAD binding. Gene Ontology annotation, biological process: protein folding in endoplasmic reticulum. The coding region runs from base 142 to 1575 and encodes 477 amino acids. NCBI's taxonomy places the organism in Eukaryota, Metazoa, Echinodermata, Asteroidea, Valvatida, Asterinidae. Gene Ontology annotation, cellular component: endoplasmic reticulum; endoplasmic reticulum membrane.